This is a messenger RNA of Patella vulgata (common limpet), 2074 nucleotides long. RefSeq names its product rho GDP-dissociation inhibitor 1. The transcript is spliced from 5 exons. Gene Ontology annotation, biological process: Rho protein signal transduction. The coding region runs from base 167 to 757 and encodes 196 amino acids. The record is from RefSeq and is a predicted model, not a curated record. Gene Ontology annotation, molecular function: protein binding; Rho GDP-dissociation inhibitor activity. Gene Ontology annotation, cellular component: membrane; cytosol; cytoplasm. NCBI's taxonomy places the organism in Eukaryota, Metazoa, Mollusca, Gastropoda, Patellidae.
UUAUCACUAGUAUUAUAAAUACUUAAAAUAUUAUGCCGAACUAUUUCUUAUGGUUUACUUAAAAAUGCUAAACGGAAGUUAAAUCGGUAUCGCCAUUGAGGGAGAAAAGCUAAUCGCUUUACUUGUACAACUUUGGUUCUUGUUGUGUUAGUAAUUGGUUACAGAGAUGGCUGAACAAGGUACAGAUGAUCAUGAUGAAGAAAAUACUUUAUAUAAACCCCCAGCUGAAAAAAAAUUAGACGAAAUCUUAUCUGCUGAUGCUGAAGAUGAGAGUUUAAAAAAAUAUAAAGAAACUCUUUUAGGUUCUGCAGCAGGAGGAGGAGGAACUAUUGUUGAUGAGAAUAAUCCAAGUCGGGUAAUUGUUCAAAAGUUAGGAUUGCUAGUAGAAGGUAGAGACGAGUUGUAUAUAGAUUUAACAAAAGACAAACAUGAAAUUAAAAAGAAGUCCUUUGUAAUAAAAGAAGGUUGCACCUACCGAGUUAGAAUUUAUUUCUAUGUUCAACGAGAAAUUGUUACUGGUCUAAAAUAUAAACAAAAAGCCUCCAGAGGAGGCAUUAAAGUUGAUAAAACUAACUUUAUGGUAGGUAGCUAUGGACCAAAAAUGGACCUCCAAUCUUUCACUACACCUCCUGAAGAAGCUCCAUCUGGAAUGGUGGCAAGAGGUGAAUAUAAAAUGGAUAGUCAAUUUACUGAUGAUGAUGGUAAUGAUUAUUUAAGUUGGGAAUGGAAAUUACAGAUUAAGAAGGACUGGCAGUGACAUUCUUUUAUACCCGAUUUUAUGUAUACAACUCAGUACACUCUAUCUGUAGGUUAGGAUUGAUCAUAUAUAUAUAAAGAUUUUUGAUUUUUUCCCCAAAUUAAUCAAAUUCCAUUCUGUAAUCCUCAGUUUUUUUCUUCUGUUAGGUCAUUAUUCCAAUAAAAUAGUGUACUUUUAUUCAUAGAUUGAAUGAAUAAUCGUAUAUUAGUGCCUGUUUAACUUUGUUAGUAAUGUGAGCUGCCUAUAAUAGAUCUGGGAUUAUACUUUGUAUUUUUUGUGGGUAGUUACAUUUGUUAUAAGUUUAUUUUUUGUUUGUACUUUUUGACAUGCUGAUACACAACUAAUUAAUUAUCAAAUCUGUUGUAAAAUAGUUUAAUUGAUUUUAUUUAUAUUCUCUAACCUUUUUAGACAUUGACUUUUGAACAAAAUUAAGUGUUGUUAAUCACUUGUAUAACUUUAUUUUCCCUCUCUGUCAAUUUGAUAAAUUGUAAUGUCUUGGUAAAGAAUGUUUAGAAAAGGGGGCCAAUAUUCAUUGUAGGUCAAUAAAUACCAAAUACAUUUUUAUAUUAAAACGGAAUUUGAAAGUAGGCCACGUAUGCCCUAAAAUAUAUACAGAAACUGUGUCAAGCAAUCACCUUUCUUCCUGUGAAAUAAAAUUUUUACAUCUGUGUUGUUCUAAAUUCUAAUGAGUGUCUGUAUUUGUCAUAUGAUGGAUAUUCCUAUAAAUUCACAAAUGUUGCUAAGUGCUUGAACCCAGCUAUUUUUUUUAAUUAAAUAAUUAUUUAUAUAUUUUGGUGUGUGCACAUGAACUACGCAAUUUGUUUAUAAUGCCAUGUAGUAUAUAUAGUAGAUAGUGAACAUUGUUAAACCGUAGUGCCAUUAGCUUUUUAGUGCUUCGCUUUAUAAAUUUAUCAUAUAUUUAUAACCACAGAAAGGCACUAUUAGUUACGGACAGAUUUUCAAUUUUUUUUUAAAGUAAAUUCAUAAAAUUCUGUACUUUUGAUUUUCAAAGCUAUGCAAACAAAUUAAAUAAUGUUACAUGUAAUAUAUGUACAUGUUAAUUAUCACUGCAGUAUUAAUUAAAAAGUCUAAUGAAAUUUUCUAUUUUUUUGUCGUAAUAGAUAAUUGAAACUAUACAGAAUUUUAUUUCAACCCAACAGACAAUGUCAUUUGUUUACAAGCAAAUCAUUAGCUAUAGUUUUGGAUGUCUGAUUGAACAUCAGAAUCUAUUGUCUUCAGGUGCCUAUAUUGCAAUUGCAGAUAACUUUUCUGUUGUCCUUCUGCCUUAAUUGCCAAUAAACAAGUUAAAAAUAGAAA